Molecule: messenger RNA, 1041 nt
Organism: Olea europaea var. sylvestris
Lineage: Eukaryota; Viridiplantae; Streptophyta; Magnoliopsida; Lamiales; Oleaceae
Exons: 1
Coding region: 47-628 (193 amino acids)
Source: RefSeq, a predicted model, not a curated record
UCUGCGCUCACAGAUUCAUAUAAUUUUAAGUUUUCAUUGUCUGAAAAUGCAAAAUGAUAACCAGCCUUCAAUCUUGGAAAUUACUGUAGUAUCGGCUCAAGAUCUUAGCACAGCCAGCUCUUCAGCAAUCUUCCAAGGGCGCCUCCGGCCUUUCGUUACCCUCAACGUCACUGUACCGUUCUCACCAACCACCACCAGUAAUGAACAUAUUCAAGGGUACAAAACAAAGGUUGAUUAUAUAGGAGGCAAAAAUCCCACAUGGGGUGACAAGUUUCGGUUACCUUUUGAUGUCACAUUUUUUUACCAGAUACAUUUUGGAAUAUGCCUCAAACUUUACACUAAACAUCUCUUGUGGGGUCAUACCCAGCUGGGAUGGUGUCGGAUUCCGGCAGCCGAUAUGGUGGAUUGUUUGUUUCUGGCAAGGUCUAUUCGAUUCCUGAGUUACAGACUAAGAGCUAGAGAUGGUUCAAGGGGGCAUGGGAUUGUUAAUGUUGCAGUAAAAUGGGAAGGUUCAACACCACAGGUACACCCUUCAAGGUUGUUGAUAUUAGAUGAGCCACACUCGCCAGAAAAUGGUGCUAGUGAUCGGAUGGUGAUCGGGAUUCCAGUGAGAACGUCGCCGGAUUAGGAUUGAUCAUUGGUUGUGAAUGAUCUAAAGUGGCCAGCAGAGGAGAAAGUGAAUAUGCUAUUUAUCCGAGUAAAGAAUGUGUAUAAUAAAUUUUAUUAUUUUGGUUUGAGCUUGUUAAUUAUUAUAAUUGAGUUCAAUGUUCUAGGAGAAGCUAUCGCUCUAAAAUAAUUCACCAUCUAGACAAGGACGGAGCCAAGAGAGACAAAUUUUUUUUUCCGUCUUUUUUUAUUUUUAAUAAUAAAUUCAUAGGAAAAAAAUUCCCUACCUAUAAGACUAACUGGUUGGCCUACCCCACCCCCCUUUCUGUAUCUAGUCUUGUUUUGUAUUAAAAAGUAUUUCAUGGAUGUUACAAGGUUAUUGAAAGAUGAAUUUAUUUCUGACUGUUGAGAGGAAUGUAGAAGAUAUCAUUGAGC